Messenger RNA from Acinonyx jubatus (cheetah), 1395 nucleotides. RefSeq names its product T-cell surface glycoprotein CD3 delta chain. Lineage: Eukaryota; Metazoa; Chordata; Mammalia; Carnivora; Felidae. Gene Ontology annotation, molecular function: transmembrane signaling receptor activity. Bases 265 to 777 code for a protein of 170 amino acids. The record is from RefSeq and is a predicted model, not a curated record. The transcript has 5 exons. Gene Ontology annotation, cellular component: alpha-beta T cell receptor complex; membrane; external side of plasma membrane. Gene Ontology annotation, biological process: positive thymic T cell selection; cell surface receptor signaling pathway.
CCUCCCACCUCAUCCCCAAGCUCACUGCUUGGAGAAAGAGCAAUUCACACCUGCUUCUUUCCUACCCCACCCCCAGUCUACCCCUACCCUGACAGUUUCCCAUCACCAACGGCAGAGAGCAGAGAAAUAGGCGUUUUCUAGUUCCUCCCCCACCCCUUUACUUUUUCCGGGUACCCGUGAGUCGGUUGGGGGAGGGCAUCCUCUCUCACCCUGGCCGCUCAUUCUGAGACCCGGGGCUGUCUGCUGAAUGAAUUCUGCCGGAAAAUGGAACACUCCAGUUUUCUGGCCGGCCUGAUACUGUCUGUCCUUCUCUCCCAAGUGAGUCCCUACAAGAUAUCCGUGGAGGAACUGGAGGACAAGGUGUUGCUGAGUUGUAACACCAGCAUCAUAUGGAUGGAGGGAACGAUGGGAACGCUAUUUCGCAACGAUACAAAUCUGGACCUGGGAAAACGCAUCCUGGACCCACGAGGAGUGUAUACGUGCAAGAGGCCAGACGAACAAGACAAGAUACCUUACACGCAAGUAUAUUAUCGAAUGUGUCAGAACUGUGUGGAACUGGACUCAGGCACCCUAGCCACCAUCAUCAUCAUGGACAUAAUCGCCACUCUUUUCCUCGCUUUGGGGGUCUAUUGCUUUGCGGGAUAUGAGACUGGAAGGCUCUCUAAGGCCGCUGACACUCAAGCUCUCCUGGGAAAUGACCAGCUCUAUCAGCCCCUGCGAGAUCGGAAUGAUGCUCAGUACAGUCAUCUUGGUGAAAACUGGCCUCGGAAGAAGUGAACCGGAGACCGGUGGCUUAUAGGAGUAUCAGCUACAUCGACUGCACUUCCUUUCCUUGUUCAGCCAAUAAAAAUGUCUUCUCUCCCUCAGCAGGUGCCUGGACUUUUCAAGACUGCCGGGCAAGGCACGGGAGUUGUCCUGCCUCAGUUGGGCCCUUGCCCUCCCUGGCCACCUGUGUCCUUCCUUCACUGCUUCCAUUCCUCUGCCCCAGACGGACCGUGUGACGGGCACUCUCCCACCCCCACCUGGCCCACUGGUGCUUGCUGCUCGGUGGGCUCCCUGGAUGCAGGGCUACUUGUUGCCUCCGGCCCCCUAGUGCAACCCCUUAAAGGCCUUGGCUUUCUCACCACAGCCGAGGGCGGGCUGCUAUGUUUAGAGACUCAGCCACACAGAAGUUUCCAUGACAUCGUAAGCAGAGGAGGUGGGAACAUCAAGGGCCCAGGAGACCAUUUCUUAUCAAGAUGUGGAGGUUUCUACGUAGGUCUGCUCAGGACCCUUUCUUUCCUCCUGUAUAGAAGAUACCAUUCACCUUCCUCUUCUCAGAACCUGUCCCCGUCCCACCCCUGCCUUCUGCAUCACAAAGUAACAUCAGAAGCUCAUCAGCAAUCCAAAUGCGUU